Messenger RNA from Fusarium redolens, 751 nucleotides. RefSeq lists its product as uncharacterized. Bases 144 to 530 code for a protein of 128 amino acids. The transcript has a single exon. The record is from RefSeq and is a predicted model, not a curated record. Lineage: Eukaryota; Fungi; Ascomycota; Sordariomycetes; Hypocreales; Nectriaceae.
GUGUGAACCGUGGUUCUCUCUCACCCCCCUGAAAGGAUACCUGCUCGUCUGACAGCAUACAAGUACACAACCUGCAAAGUUCGUCUGUCUAUCCCCGAAGGGAAAGGCACGAGUUUCUGUUGCAACCCCAACCCACCGGAAGGAUGUGCAGCCGUUGGACCCCUUCGAUCUUCGGGAAGUCUUUUUCCUGGUCUUUGUUUGUGGUCGCUGUCAAUGUUGAUCCCUCGGCAUUGCCGAUUUAUGAAACCUGGAGCAUGAAACUUGAUGGGAGCGUUUAUAGAACCAUAAACUCUAUUUUGAGAGAGAGCUACUGCAUGGUGUUGUUGUGUCAUACCUCCGCUGCCGAUGAGAUUCGGUCUGUGUGGUUGUGUUGGAUGGGAGCUAACGUCGGUUUAGUUGCUGCACUCUUGUUGCCGCGCGAUCACUGUGACGAGCCCAACCUGUCGGUACUUUGCAUAGACCGCUUUCUCACAAAGAAUAUCUUGGAUAGUCACAUGGCUUGUUUUGCAUGUCUCAUGUCAGCCCUAUAAUCACGCUGUGGAGUAUCUCGGACUCGGGGUCUACAAGCUUGGGACUGAAAGACCACAAUCUGUGGCUUUUUAUCAAGGAAAAGAAGUGACGCUAUUCUAUAUCAUGUCAUUGCAUGCGACGGUAUCUAGGAUGAUUCAGGUACUUGCAGUAGUAGUGCUCUCAAUGCAUGUCACUCCCCUCAACCCUUCGAUCAUCAUGUACAUCUGCAGUCAUCACCUAG